Molecule: messenger RNA, 3514 nt
Organism: Acipenser ruthenus (sterlet)
Lineage: Eukaryota; Metazoa; Chordata; Actinopteri; Acipenseriformes; Acipenseridae
Product: 5-hydroxytryptamine receptor 2A-like
Exons: 6
Coding region: 645-2048 (467 amino acids)
Biological process (GO): chemical synaptic transmission; G protein-coupled receptor signaling pathway, coupled to cyclic nucleotide second messenger
Cellular component (GO): dendrite; plasma membrane
Molecular function (GO): neurotransmitter receptor activity; G protein-coupled serotonin receptor activity
Source: RefSeq, a predicted model, not a curated record
UCUUGUGAAGAUGCUUGCAGUCACACCGCGCUUCACUAUGCGCGAAUAGCUCCUGCUCAAGGAAGCAGCGCCUUCUCUUAGUGCGUGUCAGUGACACAUUCAGCUUCAGUGUUCGAAAGAAAAAGUAGGAGAACGGACAGCGGGAGGAUCCCCAUACCAGCAAUUAUUACACUGAAGAAAAGUACUGCAGGACGAGGACCCAUGAAUUUAAAAAGCACGUUCCCGAACAGGACCGUCUGUGGAAAGAAAACACUUCAGCACUUACAGCAGAUUGACAUUCCGCAUCCAGAUGUAGACGAAGACAUGUGACAGAUGGUCUUCUUCGGUUUUCAUUUGAACUGUGCGGCGUAUAAGAUCGGAGCCAAGCAAAGUGAAGAAGCUGAAGAACUGGAGGACACUCAAGGUUACAUGGAGAUGUUUGGUUGAAGUCGAAGGAAUAAAACAGAAAACCCUUCAAUCCAUAAACAUAAACUUGGAAAUCAUGGAGAAGCGGAUUCCUGUGUGCUUUUCAUCUAAGUUGUUUGAAGAAAUAGACCCCCUCUCUGCUCUUUGUAGUUUUGCAGCUAUAGGACCAUCCGUGUCACUGUGAAGAAUAAGGCCAACUCCCCAGUCCGGAGGAAUAGCGUGUUCAAGAAGAGCUCUAGAUGAUGAGCAGUCCUAGCGGCACAGGCAUAUCAAUCAGCUUGACCACAGUGAGCCUGAAUGUGGGGCUGCAUGGGGACCUGAUGGCUUGGCGGGUGAACAGCUCUUUGUCCACAGCGGACACCCUGAACCUCUCUGACUCCGAGAGCAUCUCGCGGUCGUCUAUGAAGGAGAAAAACUGGCCAGCUUUGAUGAUUUUGAUCAUCAUUAUUCUCACCAUUGGUGGAAACAUACUGGUGAUUAUGGCUGUGUCCUUCGAGAAGAAACUCCAGAACGCUACAAACUUCUUCUUAAUGUCCCUGGCAGUCGCGGACAUGCUGGUGGGGAUUCUGGUCAUGCCGGUGUCCCUCAUUAACAUCCUUUACGACUAUGCCUGGCCUCUGCCCAGCGCAUUGUGUCCCAUCUGGAUCUAUCUGGAUGUGCUGUGCUCCACUGCGUCCAUCAUGCAUCUGUGCACCAUCUCUCUGGAUCGCUAUGUGGCGAUACGCAACCCCAUCGAGCACAGCCGCUUCAACUCGCGCACCAAGGCUAUGAUGAAGAUCGCUGCGGUCUGGACCAUAUCCAUUGGUAUUUCAAUGCCCAUUCCUGUCAUAGGCCUCCACGACGAAUCCAAAGUUUUUGUUAACGGAAGCUGCGUCCUUAACGAAGAAAAUUUUGUUCUCAUCGGGUCCUUUGUGGCUUUCUUCAUCCCCCUCAUCAUCAUGGUGUUCACAUACUGCCUGACAGUUAAGGUUCUGCAGAGACAGGCCACUGUGUUUUUACACGAAGAGAACCCUAAACAGCAAAGAAGAAGCAGCCUGAGCUGUCUAAAGAAGGAUGCCAGCCAGACUCCCUCUGAUGACAUAUCCAUAAUACACAGCCCAGAAAUGCCUUCCCAGUUAAACUCUCCCCUCAGCAGAGAGCAGAGGACGGGCCGCAAAGGCAUGAUGCAGGCCAUUAGGAACGAGCGCAGGGCCUCCAAGGUUCUGGGAGUGGUCUUCUUUUUGUUCUUGCUCAUGUGGUGCCCGUUCUUCAUCACUAACGUCAUGUCUGUCCUCUGCAAAGGAGCCUGUGACGGAGAGCUCCUUGGGGAGCUGCUCAAUGUGUUUGCGUGGGUGGGCUACAUUUCUUCGGGGGUCAACCCCUUGGUUUACACCCUCUUCAAUAAAACCUACCGCCGGGCGUUUUCCAAUUAUAUUCGCUGCCAGUACAAGAACAGUAAAACACCCCUGCAUUGCAUGCAGCAGCCGCACAGCCUCACUGCCGCCAUCUACGAGAAAGGCAUCAACCUCAGCUACAGAAACGGGAAUGAACUGAACAGCAUGGACCCGGACGACACUGACGAUGCGCUGGAAAUGCAACCAGGUACCUCGGAAGUAUCUAUUAACAGCUGCACCGUCAUCAGUGACCAAAUCAGCUGUGUGUAAUCUUAUUCACUGUGGAAUAACUUCCCAUUGUAAUAGACAACAUUUCAGUAACUGCUACCAAGCGCUGGACAGUGUGUUGGGUACAGUGCAUAAUAUGACAGACAUCACAGACUGUAUCAGUUUUUUUUUUUUAUAUACCAUUAUUUUGAGCACAUAAAUAAUUAAUAGUAUUGAUUGUUGUAGUAAUGUCUUUAUGGGAAAAUAGUGAGGAAAACUUUGAUCUGUAUCAGGGUACAUUAUCCAGAUAGCACACAGGGAUUGUGUGCUAUCUGGGAUGAGGUGUGCAUGUUUUAAAGGCAUUAGCAAUACCCUCACUGGGUAGCACCAGGCUGCAUUGGUAACCCUGUCCUCCUAGGCCCUCCCUCUAGCCCCUUGCAGAUCAAAUCCUGUCUUUCAAAUUCCUACAGUACUUCAGAUGGUCGGAUUUCUAGGAACGUAGUGCCCCCUUGUGGUGUUAUAGAUUAUUGUAGUUCUCACCUGUCUCAAAUACUGCCGGAAUAAACUCCUGUUUUUUUUUUUUGCUUUUGCCCCAUCCUUCAGCGCAGGAUAGCAUCACUGUUGUCAAAGAUAAACAUGGAUGAUUUAAGGCACCACAUGUAAUGAUACAACUGAACAAUUGAAUUGAGGACUGAACAUUUCUAGUGGAAGGGAAUCAAAAGAAAUAGUUAUUCACAAGCUCAAAAGAACACCAGCAGUGUCAAUUUAGAAACUCCUUCUCUAUCUAUUCCAUGUUGUGACAAGACACUAGCAGUGGCAGAAGAAGAACAAACUAAUCAAAGGACCCCAAAGGACCCUCAAGCAGUGUUAACCUGGGCUGCUCUGAAGCUGUGUGUGCACUGCCCUCCAGGAUUCAGUUCAAGCAGUGUUAACCUGGGCUGCUCUGAAGCUGUGUGUGCACUGCCCUCCAGGAUUCAAUUCAAGCAGCGUUAACCUGGGCUGCUCUGAAGCUGCAGGUGCAUGCCCUCCAGGAUUCCAUUUCAACAAUUAGAGUAUGGGAUACUUUGAUUACAUUGUAGACAGUUGAGUUUUAUGGUCAAGUGAUGGUAAAGUGCAGUAAAGUCUUGUUAGAACAUUAUUUUUAAUACUGAAUGAUCAAUCAACGAUGCAGUAAAAACAGAUGAUUCUACAAGCCCCACUUUCAAAUAAUGUAGGUAUUACUGUACUAAUUAGCUGGUUAUUUCUUCCAUCACAUGCACAUUGCAGUACCAGGGGAGUGUGUAUAUACAAGAGCUAGAAGUGUUUAUACUUUUCAUGUAAAUAUUAUUGAAGCAUUGAUAUGUUAUUAAUGUUAUCCAUGUCUUUAAGUCGUUAGCAGAGCUGUCUGACACUGUAGCUUUCUCACUAUUUCAAAGCAUCACAUUUUUUGUGAACAUUUAAACACUGCAACAGUGUCAUUGUUUGUUUACAGUCAUCUGCUCUAUGUUUUGUUGUGCUGCUAUUAAUUUAUUAAAGAAAGUUUGUUAAAA